Messenger RNA from Elephantulus edwardii (Cape elephant shrew), 1680 nucleotides. RefSeq names its product vasodilator-stimulated phosphoprotein (gene VASP). Gene Ontology annotation, molecular function: profilin binding; SH3 domain binding. Lineage: Eukaryota; Metazoa; Chordata; Mammalia; Macroscelidea; Macroscelididae. The transcript is spliced from 17 exons. Gene Ontology annotation, biological process: actin cytoskeleton organization; axon guidance; positive regulation of actin filament polymerization. Bases 1 to 1680 code for a protein of 559 amino acids. The record is from RefSeq and is a predicted model, not a curated record.
AUGAGCUCGUUCGGGCUGAAAUUUGGGGAGCGGGCACUGGGAGCCUUGGAUGAAAAGCUGAAUCCCUCUUGGAUAUGGGGGUGCGCGCUCCGGGCUACUCCCGAAUUUCAGAGACUUUCAGGGGACCUCCAAGUUGGCACAUUCUCUCGCUGGGAUGCCGUGGUGCAGACGGAGGGCCGCUCAGAUGCCCUCGUGGAGGAGGCUGGUGCGGACGGACUGACGGACCCAGACGCGAACUCGAGGGUCUGGCUGGGACUCCCCUCCCCCGUCCGUCUGCACUCACAGUCAUCCCGACACCGGCGGUGCUUAGGACGGAGCGAGCGCGCCGGCCGGAGGGCGGCACCCGGCCCGCGGCCAGCAGGGCGGCCCGGCUCCCCCACCUGCGCGCGGCCCCGGGAGGGAGGGGGCGCGGCAGCUGGGGGAAGAGGGGCCUUUGUCUUCCUGACUCACCUGUCGAGACAGCUGCCUGCAGGGGAAGGCCCCCGGGGGCCUGCUGGGGGGAUUAACCCCCUGCGGCCCGCACCUCCCACUUUCCUCAUCCCCCUGCUUCUGAUCCUGGGUGAGACCGUCAUCUGCUCCAGCCGGGCCACUGUCAUGCUUUAUGAUGACAGCAACAAGCGAUGGCUGCCUGCCGGCACGGGUCCCCAAGCCUUCAGCCGUGUCCAGAUCUACCACAACCCUACGGCCAACUCCUUCCGAGUGGUUGGCCGGAAGAUGCAGCCGGACCAACAGGUGGUCAUCAACUGUGCAAUCGUCCGCGGUGUCAAGUACAACCAGGCCACCCCCAACUUCCAUCAGUGGCGUGACGCCCGCCAGGUCUGGGGCCUCAACUUCGGCAGCAAGGAGGACGCAGCGCAGUUUGCCUCUGGCAUGGCCAGCGCCCUAGAGGCAUUAGAAGGAGGUGGGCCUCUGCCACCUGCCGCACCACCCACCUGGGCGGUCCAGAACGGCCCCUCCCCGGAGGAGGUGGAGCAGCAGCCGAAGAGGCAGCCGGAGCUUGAGCGCAGGAUCUCCAAUGCAGGAGGUCCACCUGCUCCCCCCGCUGGGGGGCCACCCCCACCUCCAGGACCACCCCCUCCUCCAGGCCCCCCUCCGCCCCCUGGCCUGCCCCCCUCAGGGCUCUCAGCAGCAGGGCAUGGAGCUGGGGGAGGCCCACCCCCUGCACCCCCUCUCCCCGCGGCACAGGGCUCCAGUGGCGGAGGCGCCGGAGCCUCUGGACUGGCUGCAGCCAUUGCUGGAGCCAAACUCAGGAAAGUCAGCAAGGAAGACACCUCAGGGGGGCCCUUGGCCCCCAAAGCCGAGAGCGGGAGGAGCACAGGUGGGGGACUCAUGGAAGAGAUGAACGCCAUGUUUGCCCGGAGAAGGAAAGCCACACAGGUUGGAGAGAAACCUCCCAAGGAUGAAUCUGCCAAUGAGGAGCCAGAGGCCAGAGUCCCAGCCCAGACCGAACCAGUGCGGAGGCCCUGGGAGAAGAACAGCACAACUCUGCCAAGGAUGAAGUCAUCUUCUUCAGUGACCACUUCCGAGGUCCACCCCCCUACCCCCAGCUCCAGUGACGAAUCAGACCUAGAGAGGGUGAAACAGGAACUUAUAGAAGAAGUGAGAAAGGAACUGCAGAAAGUAAAAGAGGAAAUAAUUGAAGCCUUUAUACAGGAGCUGAGGAAACGGGGUUCGCCCUGA